UUGCGAACAUAAACAAAAACAUUUGAUUAAAAUUAAGUUUGAAAUGGAUUCGGACGAUACAAUAAUGGAAGAUUUAAAUAUCUUGGAAGAUGUGGCCGAAGCAAGGAGGCAAAAAGUUUAUAAAAACAAAAUUGAACCAUUCUCGAAAUAUGACGAUACGGAGUUUUAUCGGCACUACAGAUUUGAUAAGACAACUGCCAGAUUCAUUAUUGAUCUUUUGCGGGAAGACAUCGCCUCGGCUACCAAUAGAGGUGGUGCAAUUUCAAGUGAGUUGAUUGUAUUGACAGGGCUGAGAUAUCUUGCCGCAGGAUCUUACCAGAAGGAUGUUGGCAAGUUAAAAUUAUGAAAUACAUAUUCAAUGUUUCAAAAAGUUGUUCUUCUUCAGGUGAUUGCCAUAAUAUUUCUCAAUAAUCUGUUAGUAAUUGUGUUAAGAAAUUUGUUAGAGCCUUGGCCUCUAAAGCAAGGGACUACAUCAAAUUCCCCAGUGAGCCCUCGGAAAUUCGGUCAGUGAAAAGAAAGUUUUUUGAUGUUGCUGGCUUUCCACAAUGUAUGGGUGCUAUUGAUUGCACUCAUAUCAAAAUUAAGAAUCCUGGUCAAGAAUUUGGAGCACGACACAGAUGUAGA
Eupeodes corollae is the source of this 624-nucleotide messenger RNA. RefSeq lists its product as uncharacterized. Bases 44 to 346 code for a protein of 100 amino acids. The transcript has 2 exons. The record is from RefSeq and is a predicted model, not a curated record. Lineage: Eukaryota; Metazoa; Arthropoda; Insecta; Diptera; Syrphidae.